Messenger RNA from Cicer arietinum (chickpea), 439 nucleotides. Its product is annotated as large ribosomal subunit protein uL30w-like. Gene Ontology annotation, cellular component: cytosolic large ribosomal subunit. The record is from RefSeq and is a predicted model, not a curated record. Gene Ontology annotation, biological process: maturation of LSU-rRNA from tricistronic rRNA transcript (SSU-rRNA, 5.8S rRNA, LSU-rRNA). Lineage: Eukaryota; Viridiplantae; Streptophyta; Magnoliopsida; Fabales; Fabaceae. Gene Ontology annotation, molecular function: RNA binding; structural constituent of ribosome.
CCCAACAUAAAGUAUAAGUCUCUAAUUAAAAACCCAACAUAACCUCUGAAUUAAACCCUAGUUGAAUUACCAUAGGUUCCGCCUCCUCAGCCGUUUACAUCAACAUCUUCGAGAUGGCCAAGGAGGAAGUGAAAUCGGUGGUUCCAGAAUCCAUUUUGAAGAAGCAGAAAAGGAGCGAGGAAUGGGCUUUGGCCAAAAAACAGGAACUUGAAUCAGAGAAGAAGAAAAGAUCUAAAACAAGGAAACUCAUUUGGAGUAGAGCCAAACAAUACGCCAAGGAAUACGAUGAUGCGCAAAAAGAGUUGAUUAGCUUGAAGCGUGAAGCUAAUGCAGUGUUUUAAGCAAAUUUCUCUGUCAAUUUAAGGGGGUGAGGAAGACUUUAAGCAAAUUUCUCUGUCAAUGUUCUUUCAUGUUUCAUAUUGAGAAUAUUUGACCCUAA